AAUUAUCUGUCGCUCUGUGACGGUGCGCUACAAAAACAAUUGUCGUGGUGAUAUGCGCAAGAAAGAUUUGGAAGCAACUAAACACUUUUUUUGGGUGGCAGGCGGACGUCCCACUUUUAAAACUUUGCAAUGCGUCUUUUGCAAGGAGGAAAAACCACUUGAGGAGUUCAGCGAAAUGCAAGUUGCAAAGGCCACUUUUGACUUGCACGCGCCGGCAUUGACGAAUGUUGAUGUUAAGCUUAUUUCCUGUCUAAAAUGCACGGCACCACCACGCGAAACGUUGACCUGCUGCAAAUGCUCAAAGACUAAACCGUUGGACCAGUUUGCACGGGUACAGCGACGUAACGCGGAACGUCCGCGUUGCUUAAAAUGCAUGAAAAAGCAUAGAGACGAGGAUGUGAACGACUCGGACCCGGACUACUCUUCGGAUGGAAGCUCACUGUCAGAGACAUGGGACGAUUACUCGUGAUUUGUUCUUUUUUUUUUUACCACCAACUGCUUUAUAAACUUAUGCUUCUUUAAUAAAAAAAAGGAGCACAUGAAGUGCGGCUUGCAAAACCGUCUCGUACAUAUACUCGUGGACACCAUCGAGAUGAGAAGGAUGCUGCAACAGUGUGGAAAGAGGACCCAUUUUUUACGGCGAUGCUUUGAAGAUCUAUGGAUGCGUGCUAUGGGAUAGAUACUGCAACGCCAAGAAAAUUCUUCAAAAGAAGAAGAAUCCCGGGUAAUUAGUUGUCGGGCGGUAGUGCCGCUUAUGCUCCCGCAGGAACAGCGAAAGUAGCAGUGAAUGGUAACAAUUUGUGCCGAUGUAACAUAGCAUUGUAGUAAAAAGAG
This is a messenger RNA of Zychaea mexicana, 834 nucleotides long. RefSeq names its product Stc1 domain-containing protein. The transcript has 6 exons. The coding region runs from base 53 to 469 and encodes 138 amino acids. The record is from RefSeq and is a predicted model, not a curated record. Lineage: Eukaryota; Fungi; Mucoromycota; Mucoromycetes; Mucorales; Lichtheimiaceae.